This is a messenger RNA of Manduca sexta (tobacco hornworm), 1119 nucleotides long. RefSeq names its product transmembrane emp24 domain-containing protein bai (gene bai). Gene Ontology annotation, cellular component: endoplasmic reticulum-Golgi intermediate compartment; Golgi apparatus; COPII-coated ER to Golgi transport vesicle. NCBI's taxonomy places the organism in Eukaryota, Metazoa, Arthropoda, Insecta, Lepidoptera, Sphingidae. Gene Ontology annotation, biological process: intracellular protein transport; endoplasmic reticulum to Golgi vesicle-mediated transport; Golgi organization. Bases 161 to 787 code for a protein of 208 amino acids. The record is from RefSeq and is a predicted model, not a curated record. The transcript is spliced from 6 exons.
UUUAUGUUAAACAUGGCAACUAUUUCUUAAAGGUCGACGUCGUUUCUCUUAGGCCAACUCAUCGGUCUUUUUUGACACAGAAUAUGUUUGUUUUCGGUUAUUUUCUGUUAUGAAUUGUGACUUAUUUAUUACGGUAUAGCUAGUAAUAACAGUUUAUAACAUGGAAAUGUACUGGGUAUUAUUUAUACUGAGCGUGAUAUGGCAUGGAACCGACGCACUAAUGUGGAGCCUCGCGCCGAACACACAGAAGUGUUUGAAGGAGGAACUCCACGCUAAUGUGCUCGUGGCAGGAGACUACGAAGUCACAGAAGUAGCCGGACAAAGAAUCGACUAUAUUAUUAGAGAUUCAAAAGGACACAUAUUAUCACAGAAAGAUUCAAUAACUAAAGGGAAAUUCUCAUUUGUAACAGACACAUAUGACAAUUUUGAAGUUUGUUUCAUAUCAAGAGUACCACCAGAACGUCGCGGAGUCAGCCAAGAUGUUACAUUAGACAUUAAAAUUGGAAUUGAGGCUAAAAACUAUGAAGGGAAUCCUUGGAUUGGCGAGGCGGCAAAGUUGAAGCCAGUUGAGAUGGAGCUGAAGCGAUUAGAGGAUUUGUCAGAAGCCAUCGUCCAGGACUUCACUAUGAUGCGCAAGAGGGAGGAGGAAAUGAGGGAUACCAAUGAAUCCACAAACAACCGAGUACUAUUCUUCAGCAUAUUCUCCAUGGUCUGCCUCCUGGGGCUGGCGACGUGGCAGGUCCUAUACCUUCGCCGGUACUUCAAGGCUAAGAAGCUCAUUGAAUAGCACAAUAAUUAGUAUUUAACACGCGUGAAGUCGUUGACUACUAAAUAAAAAGUUUUAUAAAAAAAUAGUCAUGAAGUGUCCCCCAUUUGUUUUCUUCUGUUAGGUGUUGCCAGGUUAUUUUUUUUUGUUGGCAACACUACCAUCGAUCAAAGUCGUUCACAUCACAAAGCGGCCAGUGACUUCACGCGUGGUUAUAGAUCUUGUACUUUUUAAUUUAAAUAAACCAAUAAGAUUUUUUGGUAUACUUAACAGAUGUCUUAUUUAAAUAAUUUUGUUUGUAAAUGAUUGCAUUCAUGUGUUUGCGGAUGUGAAAAUAUAUAUUUAAAAUAUUA